Molecule: messenger RNA, 798 nt
Organism: Rhagoletis pomonella (apple maggot)
Lineage: Eukaryota; Metazoa; Arthropoda; Insecta; Diptera; Tephritidae
Exons: 1
Coding region: 1-798 (265 amino acids)
Source: RefSeq, a predicted model, not a curated record
AUGGCCACCGGUUCCCACCAAAUGGAUUCAACGAAUUCAAAGCCAGAACCUACAGUAUCGCAGCCUCAGGUCUUCCCACGCGGUGAACAACAGUCAAAUGUAGUUCAGUCUUUCUUGGUUCAUGGUGAUCACGUCGUGUUGUUGGCCACUGCGCAGGUUUUGCUCGCUGAUCAUCAGGGCAACCUACAUAAAUGCAGAGCUUUGUGUGAUAUGGGAUCUCAGGUGAGCUUUUUAUCAGAAUCUAUGUUUCAUCGUUUGAAUCUUCGUAGAAGACGCUGUGUCAUGACUAUUGAAGGCGUCGGCCAAAACUCAACGUACACUAAGGCCAUUACCACCCUUAACCUGCGUUCGAGGAUUGGUGAAGGGGUCGACAUUAGUUUCAACGCUUACAUUUUGAAUUCGAUCACUUCAUCGACACCAGCGAUUCCUGUAAACAAAGCCGCCUAUGAGUACUUAAGUGGUCUACAACUGGCUGACCCUACAUUUGGUUUACCGGGGUGCAUCGAUUUGCUUAUCGGUGCUGAUAUUUGGAGCACCAUCCUCCAAGAUGGAGUGGUAUCAGGAGGCUGUGAUAAACCAUGUGCAUUGCGUACUCGACUCGGGUGGAUUGUGUUGGGCCCGACUAAUGCCCAAUCGCACGAAUCCAAGCCUCAGUCCUUAAGUACCAAAUUGAAAGACCAUGAUCUUGAUGAGCUUCUUCGAAAAUUUUGGGAUGCGGAAGAACCACCUGAAGGCAGCUAUGUGGAGGACUGCGAGCAAAUAUUCAUGGACACGUUUUCGAGGAAUCCCGAUGGUUGA